Messenger RNA from Maylandia zebra (zebra mbuna), 743 nucleotides. RefSeq names its product parvalbumin 5 (gene pvalb5). Lineage: Eukaryota; Metazoa; Chordata; Actinopteri; Cichliformes; Cichlidae. Gene Ontology annotation, molecular function: calcium ion binding. Gene Ontology annotation, cellular component: cytoplasm. The record is from RefSeq and is a predicted model, not a curated record.
AUCUCCCUUGGUUUGAGGACAGAUACGUCAGGUUGCUUCUUGCACUCAGGAUCACGAAGCUGUAAGAGAGUGUUGGUGGCUUACAAGCACAAAGCAAGAGCAACGGAGAUCUCCAAACCUCACCCAAAGCACGGCAGCCACAGAGGACCAUGGCAUUUGCAGGGAUGUUGAGCAACGAGGACAUACAGGCUGCAGUCCAGGCUUGUCAAGCUCCAGGCACAUUCAACUUCAAGUCAUUCUUUGAACAAGUUGGACUGACUGGCUUAUCUGAAGCAGACAGGAGAAAAGUGUUUACAGUCCUGGACCAAGACAAGAGUGGAUACAUCGAAGAGGAGGAGCUCAAGCUAUUUCUUCAGAAUUUCUCUCCGGGGGCCAGAGAGCUGACUGUGGCUGAAACCAAAGCUCUGAUGGCGUCUGGGGAUAAAGACGGUGAUGGCAAGAUUGGAAUAGAAGAGUUCUGUGAUCUCCUGAAGUAAAGAGAAACUACAUACACAUACGACCGAGGCUGUCUACCCUUGUUCUGAAUAAUGGAUUUGCAAUGGAGAUCUUGACUUUCUGGAUUGUUUCAUGCAAAGACCAAAAACCUCACAAAAUCUUUACCUGCCUGCUGCUCUCCCUGUUCAUGUGAUGCAACGUGUAUAAGAUGUUUAGUAGACAGAUGACCAAAGUUGGAUGUUAAACAUGUUUGUGUUUAAUCAAUCAGGUACCUUGAAUCAAUAAAUGUGAACAAUUAAAGAAGUAAA